UAGCAACAUAAAAAUCAACUCAGUAAAAGAUUGACAUAUUUCCUGUCAACUUUCAAUUUGAAUUUGGCAAAAAAAUGCAGAAUAAUCCAAAAAAGUUUGGACUUCUCUUGUGGACAGGUAAAAAACCGUAUACCUCGAGCGUUGUUCCAAUAGAAAAUAUUCGUUUUGAGAAGAAAGGUAAAAUUCGAGGAAAGUGGGACAAUGGACGUUGGUACCAAGCUCAACUAUUAUUUCUACAUGAUGACCAAGAAUUUCUAGCCUCUCUAGAAGUAUCUGAAGCUGGUACUAUAGGCUUAAUUGACACUGACGUUGUUCACAAAAAGUCGAAUGUAGCUGCUAGUGAAGGACCAGUCACAAUACCAGUUGAAACUCAAGCAACAGCUGAAGUAGAAGGCUCAAUUGAAGACUUAGUUGAAGCUCCAACACAACUUCAAGUGCAAGAUUUGACUGAAGCUCCAACUGAUGCUUCAAAAGAGGAUCUGAAUGCGGUUGUCACGAAAGAUCCAAUCAAGGCUUCAACUGAGGCUUUGAUGGAAGAUUCAAAUAAUUUAGUUGAAUUAUAUCCGGGAACGAAUGUUUUUAUUAAUUCUAUCCAACUGGAACAUCUUGUGAUUAAAUUAAAAAAUAAUCCCAAAGAAAUGACGAGACAAUUAUUAAUUAUAAUUAUUGGUAAAGAAACAUUAAAAAACUCAUCUUAUUCUGGUAAAGGAGGCUGGAGAAGAAUUCCAGAGAAUAUUUCAACUGCUAUAGAGCUUUACAUUGUCAACGAAAUGAAAAACCGUUUGAGCCAUAAGGAUUUCGUUGUAGUUAUCACAAAAUAUUGCAAUGACCUGAGAAAUUCAAGAGAUCAAAGAAAUUAA
Messenger RNA from Aphidius gifuensis, 860 nucleotides. RefSeq lists its product as uncharacterized. Lineage: Eukaryota; Metazoa; Arthropoda; Insecta; Hymenoptera; Braconidae. The transcript has 4 exons. Bases 75 to 860 code for a protein of 261 amino acids. The record is from RefSeq and is a predicted model, not a curated record. Gene Ontology annotation, molecular function: DNA binding.